AUGGCAACUACUCUUUGUGGCGUUAUGCCUUUUUCAGAAAGCGUGUUUCUUAGUGACGGUAACGAUACUGAUAUUUCCUUUGCUAAGGUUUUAAUAGCGUGCGAAAGCUUUUUAAACUUACAGACUCCUGUUCAACUGGAAGCUGCUUUUGACAUGAACGACAUGGGACGUGACGUUGUAAUACGUUGUAUAGAAUCCUUCUCGAAGCUUGAAUCUGUUAGCCUUAAAUUUUCCUAUCCCCCGCUGAACUCGAGGGAAGCAGAUCGUCUUCGUAAGUGGUUAUCUGUAAGCAAGAGUUUGUUAGAGUUUACUGUCAAAUUGCAAGGGGAUGACGAAAACGGUGUCGUGCCUGUUCUACUAUGCAAUGGGUUAGCCUCAUGCAAAACGCUAAGAAAAAUUAAGUUUUCAGUGUCUGGAUAUAUUAGCGAGGCUUAUAUCAAUGCUAUUGAAACUGGAUUGUCUCCUAACACUCCGCUGACGUAUGCGGUUACUCUCGAGAUUUACGGCCCAGUGAGUUUUUCUGCGAUCCAUGCGUUACACAAACUAUUAACGAACAAAUCUUUGAUAUCUCUUUCACUUCAAAUUUGUGGAGAUGUGACGGAUGUAUUAGCUGGUGCUGUCAGUGAAGCACUCGCAAGGCAGACAGUUCUAAAAUUUAUUGAUUUGUGCCUUGGUGGAAAGCUGAGUUCUGCUGGUGCCAGUUCACUGAAACAAGGACUGUUGAAAAACAGUUCUUUAAAUCAUAUCAAAGUGGUUGGCUAUGGUGAGCGUCCUGAUAACUGGCAGUCUGUUGUGGAAACCCUGUGUUCGACAGAGAAGUCCCCAGUUAGCUGUGCCUUUCAUCCAAACACCUUGGACAACAUAGGGCAUGAUGACGUUGGUCUUGUUUUAGCUGAAAAGGCAUUGGUUCCAAAGCAGCACCUGGCUGUAAACGUUUGGGGAAAACUGAGUUGUGAAGGGGCAGAUGCUCUAUGUGAAGUCUUGAUACGCUCUUCCCCUGCUUUUAAGCUUCUGACGUUAAACGUGCAUGGAAACGUGACUGAAGACGUCGCUAAUUCUGUUGCAAGAUGCCUGAAAGGUUGCAACAUACUAUUUUCAUUUUCCAUCAAUAUCUGGGGCAAUUUGACACCAGAGGGAGAAACAAUUCUUUCCGAACUUUCAAAGAGCAACCUUCGCGUUCAUUUCAAUGUACACCACGUGCAUUUAGCUUCAGAAGAAUCGAACCAGGUGCUUGAUAUCUCUAUCGAAAAUCCUGCGGCAUCGAGAGCGUUUUUUGCUAAAGUGAAAGAAACAAGAAAGGAAAAGGUUAGUCUUACAAUCAACAACAACAGUGGUGAAAUUAGGGAAUGGACACAUCAUCUAGCUGAUGCUUUGGCAGAAAACACAUCGCUUACUUCUAUUAAUCUUACAGUAAACAGCUGCUUGACGGAUGGUCUUGGGGAAUGUUUAUUGCAAAGUACUUCUAUAAAAUCUCUUAGUCUCACAAUCAACUCUAGUAUCAUACGUGGUUUGCUGUGUAAACUGGGUGCCUGCUUUGCCAAAAUGGCUUUUCUAACUACACUUAGCCUGGAAAUAAACGACUACAGCGACGAAAAAGAUUUUUUUAGUGGGAAUGAACUUAAAAACGUGUUGGUGUCAAUCAAAUCAUUAUCUACCCUUUCUGUUGCAGUCCAUGGUAGUAGCUUGGAUCCAUUCUGGAAUAGAGUUUUGGAUGACUGUUUGCAAGAGUGUACAUCACUAAAUAAUCUUAGCUGCGCGGGUGACAUGCCUUACUUUGGCGACGGUUUAGCUGUAACAACCUCAUUAAAGACACUCAAUAUCACAAUCAACGUCGAUUUUCAUCUAUGGGGUUAUGACUUAGAUCAUCUUACAGACUUCAGUAAAGGUUUGUUAUCAAACUGGUCAUUAACUACACUUACAGUAACUGUGUCGCUGACAUUAAUGGAUGCACUGGAAGUUGAUUCUCUGGGGGACAUGACUUUAAAAGAAGGGUUGUCGGAAAACAGGUCUAUAACUACAUUUAAUCUCACAAUAAAUGAAAUCGGCGAAGGCAUAUCGGAUAUAGACAAGAUUUUCAUAGCACUUCAAGUCUUUGAAGGUUUGGCGCAAAACACAUCAAUAACCACAUUCAACCUUACACUUAACAGUAGCAGAGAAGUGAGUGAUGACUGGUUACCAGACCUUUGCGACGCUGUGAACAAAAACUCUUCGUUGACAACUCUGAGAUUGAAAGUGAACUACCAUUGUGCUACUAGUGAAAGUCAGUUAUAUGACUUUAGUAAACUUUUGUCAGAAAGCAGAUCAUUAUCCAUUCUUGAACUCGAGGUUAGUUUUUAUGGAAAAGAGAACGAGGCUCAAAGGUUUUAUUCAGAAGCCGAAUGUAAUUAAGAUUCGUGGACUUCAAGCAGGAAAAAAAUGCAUGUUUCAAAAGAAAUGUGUUCACAAUGGAAAUGUGGCUUAAAUAAGAAGACAUGAGAACUUGUGCUAUACUGAGACGCUCUGUAACGUCGGGUUUUCUUUCAGGGAAUCUUGAAGAGAGAUUCAGUUCUAUUUCCCAGGCCUGCUUUUUCUUGCGUGUUUGCUAAACCAAUAGACGACCACCUGCUUUUUAACUUAAGCAAGGACGUUUUUGAGCGAUACACGUCAACCGGAAGUGGCCGAUCUGCAUUACUGGGCAACAAUUUUUCCCAGCUUUUCUGGCAGUUCGUCUCGGUAAGUGUAAAGAUACUUAGCGAGACAAUUUGA
Porites evermanni is the source of this 2745-nucleotide messenger RNA. The record is from the annotation of a GenBank genome assembly. NCBI's taxonomy places the organism in Eukaryota, Metazoa, Cnidaria, Anthozoa, Scleractinia, Poritidae.